This is a messenger RNA of Adelges cooleyi (spruce gall adelgid), 1523 nucleotides long. RefSeq lists its product as uncharacterized. NCBI's taxonomy places the organism in Eukaryota, Metazoa, Arthropoda, Insecta, Hemiptera, Adelgidae. The transcript has 8 exons. The coding region runs from base 426 to 1307 and encodes 293 amino acids. The record is from RefSeq and is a predicted model, not a curated record. Gene Ontology annotation, molecular function: C-4 methylsterol oxidase activity; iron ion binding. Gene Ontology annotation, biological process: sterol biosynthetic process.
AGAAAAUCACAUUACAAAAGCUUAUUCACAAUCUGAUUAAAUGGUUUGCUUAUAAAACGGUAACAAAAUAGACCAAAACAAAAUUUAGCUGUUUUAUUUACUCUUAAUCUUAUGAGCAACACUCACAGGCGGAGACACAACACAACAUACCAUUUUGAUGAAUAAAUUAUUACAAUUGUUAAAUACUAUAAAUGUAUUAUUAUGUUACAUUUUUUAGAAAAUGUAUUUAAGAUCGUUUCACAAUGUCCUUUACCAGCAUUUAAUUUUCCGCAAGUGUCAAUGCAAGUUGGAGCAAUUUUAUAAAAAUGAUCAAAUACUUUUUCGACACAUCAAUAUCUCCUUUUCCCGGUUUGGCAAGACAGUUUUUAGCGACCUAAGGCUUUCUCGACAAAUAUUUAAGCCAGGAUUGGACUAUAUUCGAUACUAUGGAAAUUCAAGCGGACCGUUGGCAUGGGUUGUUGGACAACUCGAAAAGCAAUGUCAGUUUGGCCCACGAUAAUAUACUGACGAAAGGUCGGUGCUCUUCGGUGAUUCGCGAAUACUGGACACAUUGGAUCACGCUAUCUGUCUUAAUGUUCGCCAUGUACUUUGUGAUCUGCAUGUAUUUAGAGUGGUCGUACUACGUAAAGCGCAGAGAAAACUCCGCCGAUUGGAAGUGCCAGCCAACCAAAUGGCCAAAACGAAGCGCUCGGCUGAACGAAAUCAAACACAGUCUCACCGCGCUGACGACCAUCACUGCCACGGUAUCAGUUUAUUCCACAUACAUAGCCUGUGGGGGACACAGUUCACUUUACUUGGACUUUGACGCUUACCCUCGGACGUGGUGGAUUGUUCAAUGGCCGCUGAUACACAUUACCACGGAUUACAGUAUAUAUUGGUUGCACCGAAUGUUUCAUACACGGUUUCUGUACAAACACGUACAUGCCUACCACCACAGAUAUAAUCAACCUAACCCGUGGAACGCGUUUGCAGUACACCCUAUUGAAAUCAUAACCAACGCAUUAGCUGAGAUAGCACUGUUGUUCGUAGUACCAAUACACUGGCUUCCUUACGCCGCGGUUUUGGGUUACUCCGCAUACCAGAACAUCAUCCAACAUUCUGGCAUCGAUUUCAAACCAUCGUGGUGGGAAAUUGGGAAACCAGACGUAAUGUUCCACGAUUAUCACCAUUUAAACAGCAGAGUCAACUUUGGUUCAACCUGCUACGUGUGGGACCAAAUUCAUGGUACCAUGAGUAAAUCGAAUAACCAGUCUUCGAAAAAGUCCAAGGACCCUUCGGUAGUUGAUCCGUCGUCGGUCAAUAAGUAAACGUUUGUUAAGUAUAUUUGGUGGAAAUAUGAACAAAAAAUCUUACUAGAACUUGAUUUUAUCCGACUUAGUGUUGGUAUACAUUUUACGUUAAUAUUUAUUUAUGUUGCUGAAUAGAUGGUUUAAAUUUAAAAAAUAUAUACACAUAUACAGGGUGAUCCAACUAAUGUAAGACACUCAUUUUCUCUGAAAAUAUGAAUAUUUUGAGAAUUUUUU